Molecule: messenger RNA, 594 nt
Organism: Necator americanus (New World hookworm)
Lineage: Eukaryota; Metazoa; Nematoda; Chromadorea; Rhabditida; Ancylostomatidae
Exons: 1
Coding region: 1-594 (197 amino acids)
Source: RefSeq, a predicted model, not a curated record
AUGGAAAAGAACAUCUGCUAUCGGCAACGAAGGAGAAAAGAAGUCGUCUACGACGACUGCGUACUUGAGGGCUCCUUGUUCCAAAGUGACUGGCACAUCGAGGAGGACCCAAACGUGGACUACGAGGUGCUGCUCAAAGGAUUACGAGCCUGUGCUGAACGUGCCUCGAAGCCGCGCACGACAAACUUGGAUCGAAUUUCGAAGACCACCAAAGAAUUGCUGGAAGGAAGAAGGGCUUUGAGGCUUGAUCCGAAUGUAUCGCACAUUGAGCGGUUAGUGGCAAACACUGGCUGCAGAAAAACGUUGCAGGAGAUUUUGAAACACAGGCGGAAGAAGAUUCUGGAAGCAGCACAAAGAAGAACGAGUCUAAAGAAGUGCCGCAGGGAUCUCCGUGAAUAUAAUAUUCCGCUAACAGCCUUGCUGAGCGAAGACGGGACUCACACGUCUUCUCGUCGUGAGAUGGAAAUCAUUACGGAGAGGUUCUACUCGAACAUUUUCCGUUUAUCAACUCUUGCGUCAAGCCCGAUCAUCCUCACUGGUGAAGCCCACCACGGAUUCUACCUUCGGAAGUACGAGUCGCUAUCAAGAGCAUGA